Messenger RNA from Olea europaea var. sylvestris, 1700 nucleotides. RefSeq names its product probable protein phosphatase 2C 4. The transcript has 3 exons. NCBI's taxonomy places the organism in Eukaryota, Viridiplantae, Streptophyta, Magnoliopsida, Lamiales, Oleaceae. Bases 1154 to 1420 code for a protein of 88 amino acids. The record is from RefSeq and is a predicted model, not a curated record.
AUUGGGCAGGACUGCCAGGUUUUCAAAUUGAAACCUAAAGUUGACGGAGGAAAAAGGAGCAGGCAAUAAAACUUGCUCAUGAGAAGAGACGAAAACACAAGUGUUACCCGCGAAUUCUUUGGCACCAAAUAUUGAAACCUACUGACCAGAAGCAAGCAAACAAUUCUACUUUCCAAACAUCAAUUCGAGAUGAUAAAAUAUUCGAGCUCUACGAUAAUCAUUGGCUGAUUCGAUUGGGAGAAAUUUGAAAGUUCUAAUUUAAAUUCGGGGAAAGUGUUUUCGUGGAAUGCAACUUCGAAUUACGUUAAACUUCAGGUCGGGCCAGGAGGGUUUUCGGCGAAGCCCCUUGUCAGAAAGCCAUGGAUGAAGAGGCGAGUUAAGUUUCAAAACUUUAAUGCAAUUAUGGCUAGCUUAAUGAAUGACUCCUGUUAUAGCGUUAAUUGCGUGGGCUUUGCUUUGUUUUCCGUUUUCCCUUGAUAAAUUAUCAGAGCCAGUAUAUUGAGAUGUGCAACUAUUGAAGAAAUUGAAGUUGAGAAGUCUUUUGAUAGAGAAAGAUGCUGUAAGUAUCUGAAUUGUAUAUGAUGUGCAGCUUUUAUUGUCAUAAAUGUGCAUAAAUUGUAUAUGAUUUAGAGCUAAAACAUAGUAUCUGAAUUGUUGAAGUCUGUUUACGAUUUAGAGCUUUUACAUUGUAUCUGAAUUAAUAAAUGUGCAUAAAUUGUAUAUGAUUUAGAGCUAAAACAUAGUAUCUGAAUUGUUGAAGUCUGUUUACGAUUUAGAGCUUUUACAUUGUAUCUGAAUUACUGAGGCAUAGCAUCAGUUGCAAUGCACAUUGUACCACUGAUAUCCUUUUCCUUAUGAUUUUGUUCCAUAUAAUGUUGAUUGCAGUUUAUAAUAAGGUAAGGGUUGUUAAGUCCUUUUCUCUUUGCUUGAUGAUAAAUUUCACCUGCAAAAAGGGAUUUGAAAAGUCCAAUAUUCAUUGUUGUGACCGCUUUGAAUGGAAAUUGUGGGUGGUGAUGGCAGCAUUAAGCUUAUGUGGAUAGUAAGGAAAGAGUGGAGUUGGAUAGAAAAUUAAGGGAGAAAUGUGGAUAGUAAGGAAAGAGUGGAGCUGGAAAUCGGGGAUAUGAUGCUAAUUGAGACUCCAGAGUAGGCCUUGAUGGGAUCUUGUGUUCUGGUGAUGGCGAUGAAGGGUGCUGAUGUUUACUUAAUGAAUGUUGGGGAUAGUCGAACAGCUUUAGCGAGAAAGACACAAAACAAUGGGAGGCCGAUGAAGGAUUCAAAUGAAAUACUUUAUGGCGAUGAAUUUGAGAAUGUACAUAAUUUGAGUUCUUGUCAGCUCACAAUGGAUCAUAGUACAUCUGUUAAAGAGGAAAGCUCAAGCGAAAGAGUCUUUAGGACCGAGAUGAAGAUUUAUAUGCUUUAAUUCGAAUGCUGUUCUUCGGUCAUCAACAACAGCCCGUCAAUUUUUGUUUAAGCAUCAAUGUAUAACAAUGUUGCCAAUGUUGUCAAUUUUUGCACCAAUUUUUGCUUCAGUGUAUAACAAUGUAUCAUCAUCAGCAGCACAUCAUUUAGGAAAUGGAAGCAUCUUGUCAAUUUUUUGCACCAAUUGUUGUUUAACUCAAGAUGAUGUUGUAUAACAAUGUAUAAGCAUCAAUAAAGGCAAUUGGUGAACUGGAAACAACAUGUUUUCAAUCACAUUGACA